Molecule: messenger RNA, 582 nt
Organism: Clonostachys rhizophaga
Lineage: Eukaryota; Fungi; Ascomycota; Sordariomycetes; Hypocreales; Bionectriaceae
Source: the annotation of a GenBank genome assembly
AUGUCCACUCAAACCGUUACAGUUACUCGAGUGGCCACAAAUGGCCAUCCAAAGGAGUCUAUCACCCCGAAGCCUGCUGGGGAGAACAGGUUGUUUGCCAAGGAGGGUGUCACAUAUGGGGAUUGGCCCGAUGACCUUGUCCGCGACGGUGUCGCCGUGGUAAAGGGUGCCAUCCCCUGUGGCCGGGCUGAAAAGUAUGCUGAAGACAUUUUUACCUUCCUUGAAACAUUCAAAGGCGGGCUAGGCUCCAAACGGGACGAUCCUUCAACUGUCAAGGAAGACAAUCUGCCCAUCAUCAACGAGAAAGGAAUCGCCUUUGAAAAGGUCUACGACACAGAGGAUCUUAUUGUAUCCUUUGAUGGGGUCAAUAUCAGCUUCCCAAACCGUGCCGACCUGCCCGACAACAAGCCUUGGCCACACCAAGAUCAAGAUCCCCAGAGACCUAGGUUCCGAUGUCUUCAAGGACUUGUUAACCUUCUCCCAAAUGGGCCGAAUGACGGCGGUCUCAUUGUCUGCAAAGGCGCAUACCGACUUAGCGAAGAGUUCCACGAGAAAUUCAAGGACGAGCCGGAUAAGCUUUAG